Messenger RNA from Entamoeba invadens IP1, 492 nucleotides. RefSeq lists its product as hypothetical. Lineage: Eukaryota; Evosea; Mastigamoebida; Endamoebidae. The coding region runs from base 1 to 492 and encodes 163 amino acids. The transcript has a single exon. The record is from RefSeq and is a predicted model, not a curated record.
AUGUCUGAACUUUCUGGUUAUCAUGUGAUGAUAGUCUCAAAGUACUUCGUCACUAUCAACGACUUUAUUAACUUGGAGUUGGUAUGCAAGAAGUUUCGUGGUAAUAUGGAAAAGUUCCACUUCAACCCAAUUCCAUUGAAUUGCAAAACACUUGGAUACUUUUCAAAUAUCGAGACACUUCACUUGUGGAAUGUGAAUAGUGAGAAUUUUGGCAAUGAUAUUUUUGUCAACAUUAAAGAAAAUGAAGAUUGUGAAGAUAUCCCUGUUUUUGAGAAAAAAUUCUAUAGAAUUAUUGUGUGGUUCAAUGUUGAAUUUGGAACUGUUGACAGAAACAAACAACGAAACAUCGAGUUUAAAAAUGUUAUUUACACUAUAAGUGAUAGAAAGAAAUUUGGUAAUAACAUACCAUCGUGUGUGAAAUUUAUUGGUCUUCAAUGUUUUUAUGAAUGCAGCAGUUUAAGAAGUCUUAACAUACCAUCAAGUGUGAUAUAA